Molecule: messenger RNA, 2453 nt
Organism: Lycium barbarum (goji berry)
Lineage: Eukaryota; Viridiplantae; Streptophyta; Magnoliopsida; Solanales; Solanaceae
Product: probable myosin-binding protein 5
Exons: 5
Coding region: 240-2039 (599 amino acids)
Molecular function (GO): myosin binding
Source: RefSeq, a predicted model, not a curated record
GCACCACUCAAAUUUUGGCAACAUUUGCAUUAGGGAAACAGUCUUCCUUUUUACAGACACUAAAGAGAAAUCAAGAAGAAAGUCAUGAUCUGGGGUUUACUUUACCCACCAAGAUCAUGAUCUUUCUAAUUUGAUUCCUUGCCUUUUGAUAAAAAAAUUCUAAAAUAUUUAAAAAGCACAUUCUUUGUCUUGAUUUUUGCUGUAUUUUUUUUAUUAGACAAAAGUUUAAGGUAAAAAGAAUGGCUUCGCGAUCUUUCAAGCGCUUGGUUGAGCAAAAGAUGGGGAGAGUUGGGUUGUUCUUCAUAUACGCUGUUCUUGAAUGGGUGAUGAUCCUCAUUCUUUUCAUUGAUGGUUUUCUUGCACUUUUCACCAACGAAUUCGCCAAGUUCUUCGAAUUGAAAGUCCCCUGCUUGCUCUGCACGAGGAUCGAUCACAUUUUCAUUAAACGGAACACCAGUUUCUAUUACAACGAUUCCAUUUGUGAAGGCCACAAGAAGGACAUCUCUUCCCUCGCGUAUUGUCAUGUCCACAAGAAGCUUUCUGAUAUUAGGAACAUGUGUGAGGGCUGUCUUCUCUCUUUUGCAACAGAGAAAGAUGCUGAUUGUGAUAAGUACAAGUCAUUAGUUGGGAUUUUACACAAGGAUAUUGAUUGCUUUGUGGAUGAUGAUCAGAGAAUGUCUAUAAAAUCAGUGAAGAAUGAAGAAGAGGUCAUCAAAACUGGAAGUGUCGUCAUCCUGAGGUGCUCUUGUUGUGGGGAGCCUCUGAAAAUGAGGACUAAAUAUUCGCGGAACUCUUCUAUGAAUGGAAAUCUUUGUUCUCAAGCGCCUGCACCAUCUCCUCGAUCUCCCUUAACGUGGAAAAACGAGGAAUUGGGCAAUAUGGAAUUGCCUCAUAUUCAGUACACUAAGCUCAAGUUUAUCUCUGAUAAUGACUCAGAUCUUCCAGAUGAUGAAGGUCACCAGAAUGCAGCAGGUAGAGAGGAUAUUAAAGCUGCUACUGUCCCGCUGCUACCAGAUCCGGAGGACAUACAUGAUGAAUCUUGCAAAACCCCAAGUUCUGCAAGAAACAAGUUCUUUGGGAUCCCAUUGUCAGACUCAGCUCAAGCCAGUCCUAAAUGGCCUUAUAGGCCCAGAAAAUUGGGUGGUGAUAAGAGUGAAUUCACUUCAGAUGCUAAUGACACGAGUGCAGGGAACGAAGCAGAUGAUGAGAUCGUGCAUAGCUUGAAGAGGCAGGUCCGUUUGGACCGCAAGUCUCUCAUGGCACUGUACAUGGAAUUAGAUGAAGAAAGAAGUGCUUCUGCUGUUGCAGCAAACAACGCCAUGGCCAUGAUCACGCGUUUGCAAGCAGAGAAGGCGGCUGUCCAAAUGGAAGCCUUGCAGUAUCAGAGAAUGAUGGAAGAGCAGGCAGAAUAUGACCAAGAGGCCUUGCAAGUCAUGAAAGACUUGGUUUUGAAGAGAGAGGAAGAGAUAAAAGUUUUGGAGGCUGAACUUGAUACCUACAGGGAGAGAUAUGGAGUCAUCAAGAAAGUCGGCAGUGAGGUAUGUGAAGUUGAUGCAGAUGAUGAUUAUCAAGAGUUGAGAUCUCAGUCUGCGUCAUCCUUCAAUGAUAUAUCCGACUGUGGCAGCCCUCGUGAAGUAGCUCAGAAUGGAGUAAACGAGUUCCAUAUUGAACGUCAUGAGGAAUACAAUGAGGGAAAUGUAGAUGAAUCAAACCUUGAUUUUGAGAACGAGAGAUCUUAUCUACAGGGUCUGUUAAAAAACCUUGAGAAGAAGAUUAAAAUACCUCCUGAUUUUGAAUCUCAUGCAUUAGAAUCAAAUGUGAUUCAAGACAGAGGAAAUGACAAUAAGGUUACUCUUACAAGAGAAGUGUCUCUAAUUAGAGAGAGACUGAGAGCUGUCGAAGCAGAAAGUGGCUUCUUAAAACACGCAGCCAUGACAUUACAGAGGGGUGGAGAAGGAACCAAACUCUUGACUGAGAUAGCUCAACAUCUGCGGGAGCUUAGACACUCUGAUACAGCAACAGGGGCAGCAAAUGCAUGACUUUUGUCGAAAAAGUUCUCUUUUUUCUUUUCCGUCUCUCCUGUUCUUCCACAUUAGGAUGUACAGUCUUGGAAGGAGCCCUGAAGGCUGCUUUGGCAUUUCCUCGGAGCUUCACUUCCCAUUGCCUAGAGCCUUGAGGUCCUUCAGGUGAAAUUGGCUUGGAAUCAGACAACUUUGAAAUAAUCCAGCAAAAGGCAUUAUCCACUCACAGGAGGAUUCCAAUGAGAAACGAAGAAAUAGUUUUGUUAAAUGUAAAUGUAUAUACAAGGCUAUAUAUUUGUAAGAUAUCCACCCCCUUAAACCAUCUAUUUCAGACUUGUUUCAGAAGAUGCUACAACAGGAAUUUCACUGACAGCAGUUGUACACACAUACUUGUUUAGCAGAUAAUAUAACUUAGACGUAAUUGAACGAGCA